Diabrotica balteata is the source of this 1377-nucleotide messenger RNA. Lineage: Eukaryota; Metazoa; Arthropoda; Insecta; Coleoptera; Chrysomelidae. The record is from the annotation of a GenBank genome assembly.
AUGAGGCUGUGUUUUUUUUUCAUAUUUGAAGACCGUAUCAAGGAAUGGAGUACGACAGUCGAUAACAAUACAACUGACAUGCUAGAAUUUGAAAAUAAAUCUCUAGAGGGACUUGGUAUUAUCACUACCAAUGUAUCUAGUAUAGUUCCGGAAAUUAAGCACGGAGUUAUUAUAGUAUUCCAUGGAUCACCUAACACAGAAUAUUAUAAAGCUGCCAACCAAACUUCGAAAACAUUGGGUAUGAAGAUGGUUAGUAUCGAUCAACUCAUUUUUGAAGAGUUAUUGCAGAAUCAAUCCGAACACGCUUCUGAAAUAAAUAAGAAAAUAAAUGACAUUAUUGACAAUUAUGUAGUACCAGAAAGUGAUCCACUGGACGACGAGUAUGACGUGUUAGCUCAGAAGGUUGAGACAAUAUUGGAUGGGAAAAAAAUCGGCAAAAAAAAUAAGGACAAGAUGAGUGGUAAGAAAGAUAAGCAAAAGGGAAAUAAAAAUGAGCGUUCAAAAUCUGCGGAUGACGUAAAAAGUAAAGAAAGUAAUAAAUCAAAUGGAGACAAAUCAAGCACAAAAGCGAGUAAAAGCUCGAAGUCUACCAAGAGCGGGAAAACAGCACGUGGAAAUUCAGGUUCAACGUUUCUGGACAUUCAUCCUCAAACAUUUGCGAAUUUGCUAAAAGUCAAAUUAGAAAAAAUGAAACCAACGAUAGUAAUUGAAAGCUUGAACAGUGCAGGUGACAACGAAGAACUAUUAGAGAAGAAAAAAAAACCUGGUUCUGCUAUUUCUAAGGAGAAACUAUUAGAUGGUUCGGUGUCGGCAAUUUCGAAACGAAUUGCUAAGGAAAUACCCAAAUAUCUUGAGAGAGAGUUUGCACUGUCUAAUACUUUACUUUUGGAUAUUUGCGAAUUUGCUGAACAUUGGGACAGAAGACAUGGAGUAAUACUAAAGGCACCUCCGUUCAAUUCUGUUAAAAAUGAGAAGAAACAUAAAAAUGCUAAACAAAAGAAAGGAAGUCUGCUGCUAAAUUUUACCCCGACGGUAAUAUCAUCAGAUUUACAAGAAGCAGGAAUACCUAUUUUAAUUAUUAACAAUGCUGGAACUCAUAGAUAUCAAAAAAAUAUACCUCUAGUGAUACAAAACUUAUUAAAGAAAAUAUAUGAAUUAAAAUAUGGCUUGGAAGAACUAAACGGCUCUUCUACGGUUGCGAUCAAAGAGUCGAGUAUAAUGUAUUCAGUAUUAAAGAAUAUAAAACGAUUCAAACAAACUCAAUCCGAUCUUUUUAAAAUAGAAUAUUUACCUACAUCAUUAAUAGAAUCAUCUUCAACAGGAAAAUAUUCAGAUAUGCUUCUUCAGGUUAGUCAUACAUUACCAUUAAAUAAAUAA